GGUAAUUAAACCAAAAAAAUUGCGGAAUGAAAACAAUGUUUCGCAUCAACGAGCAUGAAAAUAAGGCGUGAACUAAGACCUUUUACCUUUUUAAUUGUAUAAAUAUGUCAGAAGAUGUAGAUGUUGAUCUGAGGGAACAAACAUUCCACAAUGCAGUUCGAGAGGUUAUUAUUUUCCUGCUGUUAUUUAUUCUGUUGUAUGUGAGUUCAUAUGUUGUCCUGUGUUAUUUCAAGAGAAAAACAGACAAUGAUGAGAUGUAUGCAGGAGAGGAAGAUGCAAUAGUAUUUAGAAUUUCGUUAUGGCUAUGUACUUUUACCUUGGCAGUAUCAGCUGGUGCUGUGUUACUUCUACCGAUAUCUAUCGUAUCCAAUGAAGUCUUACUACUGUAUCCUAAAAGUUAUUACGUUAAGUGGUUGAACAGUUCACUUAUACAUGGACUAUGGAACCAUGUGUUUCUUUUUUCCAAUCUCACAUUAUUCAUCUUCAUGCCAUUUGGUUACUUGUUCACAGAAUCAGAAGGUUUUGUAGGGUCUCGGAAGGGGCUUUUAGGGAGAGUGUAUGAAACCAUCAUAAUUUUAUGUUUGUUGACAAUAGUUGUCAUUGGACUUGCAUGGGUAGCUACUGCCAUGUUUGAUGAAGAUGAUCAUAGCAAAGAAACAUUGUUUGAUGUUUGGAACAUAUAUUUGCCAUAUUUGUAUUCAUUCAUAUCAUUUCUUGGUGUCAUUGUUUUGUUGUUAUGUACACCAAAUGGUUUUGCCAUACUUUUUACUGUGAUAGGACAAUUGGUUGUUAAACCUCAGUUUUUACGAGAUAUAGAGGAUGAUUUAUAUGCAGUGCAAUUACAAGAAGAAGAUAUACGCAGAAGAAUCAACCUGGGAAACCAUAUGCAUGUUCCUGGCAAGAUUGCUAAUGGACAUACUAGCCCAGACUCACUACAGCAACAGUUACUUGAUGUUCAGAAUACUCUUUCUGGUUUAGAAAAGAAAAAGAAAGUAUCACCUUGGAGAAGAAACCUGGGUUAUCCUUUAGUUAUGUUGUUGUUAUUAGUUUUAACAGUAUUAUGUUUACUUAUGGUUGCCCACAACUUUUUUGAAUUGUUAGUUGGUAUAAAAGCAUUACCUGUUGGUGCUAAGGAAACAGUUGUAUUGGGGAUCUCCUCUCUGUCCACAUUAGGGUCAGUUGGAGCUACCUUAGAAAUUGUUUUAAUUUUGUAUGUUAUGUGUGCAUCUGUGGUAGGAUUUUAUAGUUUGCCAUUCUUCAAAAGAUUACGUCCAGUCCCACAUGAUACGUCCAUGGUCAAAAUCAUAGGAAACUGUGUGGUGUUACUCAUACUCAGUUCAGCAUUACCAAUUCUCUCUAGAAUGUUAGGUCUUACAAAUUUUAAUUUGAUUGGUAACUUUGGUAGUAUGGAGUGGCUUGGUAACUUGUAUAUCAUUUUAGCCUGUGAUGCUCUUUUUGCUGCACUUACAACUUUAUGUUUGACUGACAAAUUCACAGUAAAAGUGCGUACAGAAAUUUAUAACCGGUUUCUGAUGUUAUUCCAACGUGAUAGUAGGAGAACAUGGUCAUUUAGUUCAUACAUCAAUACAGGGAUGAAAGACGAAUAAUUUGGAUGCAGGUUGUUUAUAGAUUUUAAGUUUUAUGUUGGUAUGUUACAUUUUUAUAAUUGAAAAAAGGCUGUUCUGGUUCCAAUUAAAACAGAUAACUUCAGAAUGUGACAAGCAGUUCUAUGUUGAAAAAAUUGUUCAUGUGGGUUGAAAGUAUCAAUGAAUUUGAACAUCUUAAAAUUUUUUAAAAAGUACAUUUUUGGGCAUGCUAUUUAUUGUUGAGUUGUAUCAAUGGAGCUUGUCCAAUUUGUCUUUUAUACCUUCAUGGUUUUUAACCUAAUAGAACCGGGAGGUUGAAUAAUGUCACAAAAUAUUUGGCAAGAUGUAAAUUUUAAAGAAUAAUUUUAUUUAAGUUGAAACCAUAUAUUUUCUUUAAAAGGAUUUCCUUACAUUUCUGCAGUAUCUGAAUAACAUAAAAAUCUACAGCAUAUUUAUUUUGUGUAGUAGGUAAGGUUUUAAAUAAGUGAGUUAAUUAAAAACAGUGUAAUAAUCAAUUCUAAAAUCUUUAAGAUUCAUUUCAUUGUAUUUGAUAAAGCAUUUCAUUUCACAGACUUGCAAUCAUAUUAUGUGGAACCAAUCAUUUGCUGCACAUUUUGACAAUUCAUAAUUUACAAAAUCCUACAAAAUAACAGUUUAAAACUGUUGAAAUAUAGUGCUAAUGUAUUUAAAAUGGUAGACAUUUUAAGUUUUUGAUGGUCAGUAUUUUUAUUUCAAUAAAUCCAUUUAACUAAGUGUAUUGUAUUACAUGUCUAUGUGUUUUGUUUUAAAGAAUGUAAUGUUGGAUGAUUUUUUUUAUUAAAAUUUAUUAUCAAAUUUAUUAAAAAAGGUUUGAAGAAGAAGACAAAAAGGAUAAUUUAUUGCUAUUGUUUUAAAGCUGAAACCACCACACUGAAAUUAUUUGGGCCUAGAAAAUGAAAAUCUAAAAAUAAUUUUCAAAUUAUUUAUUUGUGUAAAGCUGUUAACACGAUAGGUUUCUUUGUUUCUAUUCAUGUAACAUGUUAUACAUCAAUUUGGUUGUUAGUAAUGUAUGAAAUUAUUUACUUAGGGAGAUUAUCUUAACAUUCCAUGUGUAAUUUUAGUUUUGACUCUGUUUUUAAUUUAGAAUAUUGAUGGAUGUACAGCGAACAAUGUUUAUAUUGGUUAAUUUUAAUAUAUUGAAUUUUUAAAUUCAUUAAAAAGAAGCCUAUCUUUUUUAAUUAUAUUUUUUUUUACUGAAAAUUAUGCUUUGGGACCAGGAAAGAAAACAUAUGCUUCAUAUUAUAUAUUUUAAUUACUUUUGACUGAACAGAUAUGUCACUAGUUCUAUCUUUAUUUUGCAUUCGAAAUCAGUUUAAACAAGUUCCCAAAAAAAAACCUUUACAGAAAUUUAAAGGAUUACCUUACUAUUUAUCAAUAUGUACAUGUAAAUUGUAAGCAGACUUUAGUAUAAGUAACAUUUUCCCUCUCUAAGGUGAGUUGUCAAUCCUUGUGUUUUCAUUGGUUGCUAGGUCCCUUAGUUUCUGUUAUUCUGUACAAUUAUCUGUCAUAUUUGUCCAGGUACUGUAGAAUAUUUUUGAAUGUUGUUUGUUCUGUCAGACAAUCUUGAUCUCUUUAGGGUUUCCUGUGACCGUGUCCAUGGUGUAGAUUUAGCUUGUAAAACAAGAAAGUUGUGUGAAUUAGGAAUGUUAUAAUUUUAUUUUUAUUAAAACCUAUAUUGCUUAUAUGAUUUAUGUGUGAAUCAGGAUUUUUAUUUAAACAUUAAUGAUACACAAUGUUCAUUCUUUUUUAUGACAAUGUUGACUUGCAAAGAAUUCAAGCAUUCCUUGAGAACCUUGAUUAACAUAGAUAGUUUCGAAAAAGAAAUAAUUACCAAAGCAAGAUGGCAAUCUUAAAUGUUUUACUUAUGUAUAAUAGACUCUGAACCAUCAAGUUUCUAAUCUUUAAGAGAAAUCAUAUUAUAUUUGUUUUAAAUAAUAAAGGAUGCAAAAUAAUUAAUUUAUAAUAGGAAUUUAAAUGUAGAUUUUAUUUUUGAGUUAUACAGAAACUGGGAGUAGUGCUGAAAAGGUUUGAUGCUUUCUUGCCUUGCUUAAUUGAUCACUUGUUUCAAUGUUAAUAAUAGUUUGUUCUUAUUUAAUCAAAGAUUGUUUCUGUACAUUUGAAAAUAUGUUUGAACUGAUAAACUGUCUUGAUAUAUUUUGGACAUAUUGUGCCAUUUGGCAAAUAUUUCUGUGACUUCAGUCUAUCUUAGAUACAUAAAAGUUAUAUUCAUUUUGUGUUUUAAAAAUUUUUUUAAAAAACUUCUUCAGAUUUUUUUUUUUUUUUUUUUUUUUCAACCCUGCAGAAGAUGGUAAAAUAAACAAACGCUUGAAUUUCAUUUGAUACAAUCCGCUCAGUUCCACUGUUUAAACCACUUGGUGUUGUGUAGAUAUCAUCCAUGUCAAUCAUUACAAUACAAUACAAUUAUUACUGCAGUGGGAGGGACUUCUCAAACAUUUUCCCCAACUUCUUUACUUUUACACCUUUAAAAAAAAUACACUGCAAAAUCCAGGAAAAUUUAUUAUUUUCCGAAACUCCGAAUGAAUUUAGAUUUUAUAUAUCUAGGUCAAUCCGUGCCUUUAAAAUUUUCCAGUUGAACAGGUUUGUAUGUACUCAGACCAACUUUUUAGGUUUAAACACAACCAUAUUUGCCUAAAGGUUAUGAUGAAUCUUAAAGGUAUUUAGUUGUUUCCUUCAUUGUGAAGUCAGGUUACCUGCAAACAAAGAAAAAUUCUAGUCAGUUUGAUGUAAUUUGUAUAACAAAGUUUAAUCUCCCGUUUUUUUUUUUUUAACUGAAAACAAAAAAGAAGAAUGGGUUUGUUUUAUUAUUAUUAAAGGGCAUUAAAAAUAAUUUACACAAAAAAUAAAAAAUAUGAUUUUUUUUGUUUCAAACAUUGAUAAAACCAGAAUUUUUAAAUAGUAUGUCGCUUUUCAGUUUGGUUCAAUUUUGUCAAAAUAACCUCUGAAACAUUACUGAUGUAAUAUUGAAUACAAUCGAAAUGCUGAUACAUUAUAAGGAGUUCAUCCAUUGUUAAUUGUUUCUUUUGGACUUUUUUUGUAAUUUGGAUAUACGUUCAGUAUGUUAUAAAUAUAAUCUUAGAAAAUUGAGUGACAUCGAUGAACAUGAAUUGUACAGCUAAUGCUCCUUUAAGGCAUUGAAAUGCUUAAUUUUACUCAGCAACAAAUUAUUUUGAAAUGAAUCUCAAAAAAGUUUAUGAAGAAAUAAACAAAAGUUAAUGAAGAAAUGAAAUAUAUAUAUAUAUGUAAUGCUCACAUGGUUCAUGCUUUUGUUUUAAAAGUGAAUAAUUAGGAAAAAAUAAUUCAAGUUAAUUAACGUAGUAUUUUAAACUGAUUAGAGCAAUAAUUUUUAAAAUGUAUUCUAGAAUUAAUUAGAAAAUAAUAGAAAUUACUGACAUUGCUAGUAGGUUCGGCAUUUUAGCUCUAAAAUAAUAUAUAGCCAAAGUUAAGUUUAUUGGUUAACAAUAGUUAUUGACAGAUAGGUAGAACUACUACAUGUAUUUCAAAUCAAAUAUGUUUUAUUUGCUCAAAAUAUUUAACAAAACUUAGUUUUAGCAAGUUGUUGAUAUAAUUGAUAAUUUCUUAUUUUUGUAAACAUACACUUUCAGAUUAUGGGACCAUAUAUUUAUUGUUGUUAAAAAAGUUUAAUAUAAGAUUGAACAUAAAAUCAGAGAAAGUCAUAUGAUAGGCCAGUGUCUUUAAGAAAUAAAUUCAGGUUCCUGUAAAAGUUCAUUUCUAAAAAUGACUUCUAAAGUUUGUAACCCUAUGCUUCAUACAAUUAUGUUUUUGUUCCACUCAUAAAUUUCUAAAGAUAUAUAAAUAGUUGACCAUUAUUUAUAAAAUGUUUAACAAAAUGAAUUAUGACAAGUAUUAAAGAACUGACAAUGUAUUUUCUAGAGAUAAAUAUUUUAAUGAUUAAUAUGAAUAAAUGGAGAGGUGGGGUAUUCAGCAAUGAGACAGCAACUCAACAACAGAAAAACCACAAGGAAUGAAAUUGUAUUGAUGCUUUCUGAUAUAUAUUGUCCUUAUUGACAUCAACACUGUGAAGGGAUGAACCUUUUGAACUAACUAGUAUAUGUUUUUAGUUUUCUGUAUAGUUGGCAUAUAUUUCCUAUGAUGAUAUUCAGAGAAAUUACUGUAAAUUUUUAAAAAUUUUAUUAGGGCACAUUUAAAACAUUGUCAAUACCUUACAAGUCAAAUGCAUAUAACAGAUUCUAUUGGACUAUGAUAAUUACUGUAUACAAACUCAUUUUUUCAACCAAUUUAUUUUUGCAACUUUUUCGAGUAGAAAAGUAAUGGAAAUAUAAAUCAUUGCUAAUUUGUCAAACUACAUCUUCUCUUUAAUAUAUGAAAACAUCAGCAAAGUUAGAACAAUUCAAAACUAAAUUGUUGUGGAAAAAGGCUAAAACAAAAAAUAACGGCUAAGAUAAUGUUGGUUUAUUGUGCCCAAAGUUUGCUGAAGAAACCUGAUGUUUACCAGUGUCUUGAUUUUUAUAUAUACAUCCUUGUGCUUACAGCAAUCAAAUUGUCAAUUAUGGUUUAGAUUUCUGAAUUAACCAAAUGUUUUCAAUAUCAGUUUUUUAUUGCAUGAAGUAAAACUCUAAAAUGAUUGUAUAUUUUUGUGCACAUUUUUUGUACUUACCUGAAUUUAAUCCGUCUAAUUAUAAAAUGCAACAAACAUUUUGCCAAAACAAUGCAAAGCCAUUAUAACAUUGUAAGUACCAUGAAAAAGCCUUUUUAUUUAUCAUUUUUAUAUGCUUUUAAACUAUUUAACUUAAUUACAGGUUAUGACAAUACCUUCAUUUUAAAGGGUAAUAAUUGAUAUAUAUCCAAAUGUCAAAAUCUAUUGUUUGAAAAUUGAGAGAUAUUUGUAAGAAUUUUCACAGAAUGAAAAGUACAUUUUUGUUGAGCCUGCAACAUUUAUAUCAAGAUAGCGAGACAUAGCGAUCCUAGAUUCCGUUGUCAGCGUUAUUAUAUAAAUAACACGUAGCUGAGAGGGUGAUAGAGCAGAUUGUUACCCCGAGAAAACAUUGUCAACUGAGGCGAAGCCAAGGUUGACAAUGUCUUUUCGAGGGGUAGCAAUCUGCUCUAUCACCCUCUCAGAUAUGUGUUAUUUAAUUUAUUAUACUGGAUGUUCUGUUAUUACUGUCUAUUAAAUUUCAAAUUCAAAGUAAUAAACUAUGACGUCUUGUACAUAACAACCAUCCGUAUUUAAUAAAGCUCACACUUGUUCAAGCGUCUUCGUGAAGGGUAAUAGAGUAUUUGCCAUAGGAUAGAGUCGUAUUUAAUAAAGCGCACACUUGAUCAAGCGUCUCUGUGAAAGGUAAUAGAGUAUUUACCAUAGGAUAGAGUAAAUUGUCUCCCUCGUAUUAACCAACCAAAAUCUGGCAUUUUGACAUGAAGUAUAAUAAAAACAUUUAGGUUCAUUCUGUGGUUUAAGUUUUAGACAUCAACAACUUUGUGAAACCUUUAUGGAAUUUUAUGAAAUUUACUGCAGUUCCAAAAACAGAAAAAAUGUCUUCAAUAAUUAUACAACCACAAUUAGCCUUCAUAAGAACAGGCAAGGGUAUAACAGAAGGAAUUUGUUUCAGUUGUUAAAUAUUUUUAGAACAAAUGUUUAUAUUUUUUACUGUUUGUGUUUUACACAGGACAGUUUUUUGUCAGUCUUUAAAGUACCCUGUAAAUAAAUAAGUGCAUUAAACACUUUCCUCACCAUAUGUCCCUUGUAUGUGAACAAAGAUAUACAUGUAUCACAUUAUUAUCACAACCAAUGUCAUUAAUAAAUGCUCAUUUACUUUAUUUAUUUGUGCAAUUAGUAUAUAAAGUUAUUAUUUUACUAAAUGUAUUUGUAUUGUUUAAUUGUUAUUUAGCAGUAUAGAAUUAAAAAAUAUCUAUAAAAAUUAAUAAAAAAUAUAGUAAAAUUA
Molecule: messenger RNA, 7564 nt
Organism: Mytilus californianus (California mussel)
Lineage: Eukaryota; Metazoa; Mollusca; Bivalvia; Mytilida; Mytilidae
Product: limb region 1 protein homolog
Exons: 15
Coding region: 105-1607 (500 amino acids)
Biological process (GO): signal transduction
Molecular function (GO): transmembrane signaling receptor activity
Source: RefSeq, a predicted model, not a curated record